AUGUCUGGUAGAAAAGUUGGCUUCAAUGAAGCCAACCAAAUAUCUGAGGCUGAUUUGUCACAUCUUCCUUUUGAAAUUGAUCGAGACUUUCCCAUUAAUUUUUGUACCGAACUCGUGGAUAACUUACUGCCGUCCCUCAUAAGGCGUGGAGUUAUACGGGUGUCUAAAAUAAAACCUGACUGUACAGAUGGCGAGUUAAUAAAUUUACCUCAAUAUAAAUUCAUGGCAGUCAAUGUAUUUGAUCCGAAUUGGGUACCCGGGGAGCUGCUGCUAAUUAGAUAUCUCCGCACUCCCGAGGAGCAAAUAACGAAAACCAAACCCACGAAUAAUAAACUUGCAACUGAUUAA
Molecule: messenger RNA, 348 nt
Organism: Cinara cedri
Lineage: Eukaryota; Metazoa; Arthropoda; Insecta; Hemiptera; Aphididae
Source: the annotation of a GenBank genome assembly